Messenger RNA from Actinia tenebrosa (Australian red waratah sea anemone), 1426 nucleotides. RefSeq lists its product as uncharacterized. The record is from RefSeq and is a predicted model, not a curated record. NCBI's taxonomy places the organism in Eukaryota, Metazoa, Cnidaria, Anthozoa, Actiniaria, Actiniidae.
GAGUUGGCUAACUCCUUACUGUGAAAGGUUUACUUAAAAUGGAUAAGACCAGAAUCCGCACUGUUGAAGUUAACGGAAAUUCCAAAACCUUACUAGAUGCCUGUACAAUCACAGACAGCACAGGCUCCAUCAAAGUGACUAUUUGGGGUGAUAUGGUCAACACGCUAACRGCUGGCCGGUGUUACAAGUUAAGUGGCGUGAGAGUGAAAGAAUACAGCGCAAAAAWUUUUCUGACGACUACGCCAAACACCGUCUACGAAGAAAUCGAUGAAGAGUUUCCGGAGCCAGAGAUUGAUCUUCUGGACACACUAAGGUCUAUCGCAGUGCAAGAGGUACUGAUGAUUAACAACUUCUCAUCUUGGUAUAUCUGCAAAAAUUGCAAAAAGCAGUUAACUCAGGUAUCUACAAUACAAGCGGUGAAAUGCAUGUUGUGCAAGGCUGUCGUGCAAGUGUGCGGAUUGCUAUUGCAGAUGAUGAAGAUAAUCCACUCUGGUUAACCGUUUUCAAUGAUGAGCUUCAGAUCAUAAUCCAGAAUCAAGAUCCACAGCUUAAUGCGUCAUCAUCAGAGGAUGACGUUACAAGUGCACUUUUGAGUUCAUCUGGUAUGACCAUCCAGUAUGACAUAGAAACUAACAUUGUAAAAGCUGUCACAUUUUAAGACUUUUUCCUGUACUCAAGUCUUGGUUGCGUUUACUUGUCUAUAUAUGGCAAGCCGAUUGUAGCUAUAUUCAAAUGAGCAAUUAUAUUCAACCUUCAACCCUUCGUUGAAUGAAUGGGUUGAAGGUUGAAUAAAGAGGUUGAAGGUUGAAUGAAUGGGAUGAAGUUGAAUAAAGGGGUUGAAGGUUGAAUAAAGGGGUUGAAGGUUGAGGUAGGUUGAAUGUUGAAUGAAUGGGUUGAAGGUUUAAGAAGGGGUUGAAGGCUUAAUGAAUGGGUUGAAGGCUGAAUGAAUGGGUUGAAGGUUGCAUGAAUAAAGAGUUUGAAGGUUGAAUGAAGGGGUUGGAGGUUGAAUAAAGGGUUUGAAUGUUGAAUGUAAAUCUGUAGGGUUUAAUAUUAAAUCAAAAUGCUGAAUUGAAUAUUGCUACAAUUGGUUUGCCAUGAACUUGUGAUUUUAGUAUAAGCUGAUAUUUAGAUAACAUAGAAUUAUACCAUUCCCUUAGAAAGAUUGAUUGUUGGCCAUUAUAUUAUAAAUUAUGUCUAAAACAGGAGAUUGAAGACCUCAUGCCCAUAUCCUGUGUCAUGGGUUUCUGUUUUGUUUGUUGUUGUUUUUUUUUUGUGAAGGUUAGCAAAUCAAAUUGUAAGUGACUCCAGUUAUAGCUAGAGGUUUAUUAUGGAUUGUUGUAGGUAAGAUCACCACAGAUCUUAUGGCUUUGAAGUACUUGUCCAUUUAAAAUUAAUGUGAAUCAAUGAAUAGUUCUUUGUCUACUUA